UCUUGGCACCCCUAAGCCCCCCCGUGCGGGGGGCGGCUGUGAUCGCUCUGGCGGUUGGAGGUCGGGGAGCGGCCCGGGCUCUGGCCAUGUUCUCGGAUGAAGAUUUCUGGAUCGUCCUGUGAAGAGUUUGUAGGUAAGACUUAGCUCUGAUGUCUGAAGGGUGCUGGUCAUACAGCUAUGUCUUGACAUGAACAGGUCUCCCCGAGAGGGCCCUGCCCAGUCGGAGAGAGGGAUGGACAGUCAGAAGCCGCCUGGUGAAGAUAAAGAUUCAGAACCGGCAGCCGAUGGACCUGCAGCCUCCGGGGAGCCAGGUGCCACUGAGCCAGACCUUCCCGGCCCACGUGUGGGGGAGGUCUCUAUUCCCAGUUCUGGGAGUCCCAGGCUUCAGGAACCUCCCCAGGACUGCAGUGGGGGUCCAGUGCGGCGGUGUGCUCUCUGUAACUGCGGGGAGCCCAGUCUGCAUGGGCAGCGCGAGCUACGGCGCUUUCAGUUGCCAUUUGACUGGCCCCGGGUUCCAGUGGUGUCCUCGGAGGGGAACCCAGGUCCCAGUGAGGCAGUGCUGCCCAAUGAUGACCUGUCAAAGAUUGGUUUCCCUGAGGGCCUUACACCUUCCCACUUAGGAGAACCUGGAGGAUCCUGCUGGGCACACCAUUGGUGUGCUGCGUGGUCAGCAGGUGUAUGGGGGCACGAGGGUCCAGAACUAUGUGGUGUGGACAAGGCCAUCUUCUCAGGGAUUUCACAGCAUUGCUCUCACUGCACCAGGCUUGGUGCCUCCAUUCCUUGCCGCUCACCUGGAUGUCCACGGCUUUACCACUUCCCCUGUGCAACUGCCAGUGGUUCCUUCUUAUCCAUGAAAGCACUGCAGCUGCUAUGCCCGGAGCACAGUGAGGGUGCUGCACAUCUGGAAGAGGCGCGCUGCGCAGUGUGUGAAGGACCAGGGGAGUUGUGUGACCUGUUCUUCUGUACCAGCUGUGGGCAUCACUAUCAUGGGGCCUGCCUGGACACUGCUCUGACUGCCCAAAAGCGUGCUGGUUGGCAGUGUCCUGAAUGCAAAGUGUGCCAAGCCUGCAGGAAACCUGGGAAUGACUCUAAGAUGUUGGUCUGUGAGACAUGUGACAAAGGGUACCAUACCUUCUGCUUAAAACCACCCAUGGAGCAACUGCCUUCUCACUCUUGGAAGUGUAAGACAUGCCGGGUAUGUCGGGCCUGUGGGGCAGGCUCAGGAGAGUUGAACCCCAACUCUGAAUGGUUUGAGAACUACUCACUCUGUCACCGCUGCCACAAAGCCCAGGGAGGUCAGGCUGUCAGUUCUGUUGCUGAGCAGCAUCCGCCUAUCUGUAGCAAAUUUUCGCCCCCAGAGCCUGGUGAUAUCCCCACUGAUGAGCCCGAUGCUCUGUACGUUGCAUGCCAAGGGCAGCCAAAGGGUGGGCACGUGACCUCUAUGCAACCCAAGGAACCGGGGCCCCUGCAAUGUGAAGCCAAACCACUAGGGAGAACAGGGGUCCAGCAUGAGCCCCAGUUGGAGGCCCCCCUAAAUGAGGAGAUGCCACUGCUGCCCCCACCUGAGGAAUCACCCUUGUCCCCACCACCUGAAGAAUCACCCACGUCCCCACCACCUGAGGCCUCCCGCCUGUCUCCGCCACCUGAGGAGUCACCUGCAUCCCCGCCGCCUGAGGAGUCGCCCUUCUCUCCACCAGAAGCGUCACCCCCAUCUCCGGCACUUGAGACACCCCUGUCUCCACCACCUGACCCUUUGCCCCUGUCUCCGCCAUUUGAGGAGUCUCCUUUGUCCCCGCCGCCUGAGGCAUUACCUACUUCCCCACCACCUGAAGCCUCUCGCCUGUCACCACCACCUGAGGAGUCACCCAUGUCCCCUCCGCCUGAGGAGUCGCCCAUGUCUCCACCACCUGAAGCAUCUCGUCUGUUUCCACCAUUUGAAGAGUCUCCUUUGUCCCCUCCACCGGAGGAGUCUCCCUUGUCCCCACCUCCUGAGGCCUCACGCCUGUCCCCACCCCCUGAGGACUCACCCAUGUCCCCACCACCUGAAGACUCACCUAUGUCUCCCCCACCUGAGGUGUCAUGCCUAUUACCCCUGCCUGAGGUGUCACACUUGCCCUCCUUGCCCGAGGUGUCGCGCCUGUCCCCACCAUCUGAGGAAUCUCCUUUGUCCCCACCACCUGAGGAGUCUCCCACAUCACCCCCACCCGAGGCUUCACGCCUAUCCCCACCACCGGAGGACUCCCCUAGAUCCCCGCUACCUGAAGACUCACCUGCUUCGCCACCACCGGAGGACUUGCUCAUGUCCCUGCCGCUGGAGGAGCCACCUCUGUUGCCACUGCCCGAGGAGCUGAGACUGUGCCCCCAUCCCGAAGAGCCACAUCUGUCACCCCAGCCUGCGGAGCCCCAACUCUGUCCCCAGCCCGAGGAGCCACACCUGUCCCCUCAGCCUGAGGAACUGAGACUGUGCCCCCAGCCCGAGGAGCCGCACCUGUCCCCACAGCCUGAGGAGCCAUGCCUGUCUCCUGCGCUUGAAGAGCCGUGUCUGUCCUCCCAGCCAGAGGAGCUGCCCUUGUCCCCUAUGCCUGAGGAACCAUGCUUGUCCCCCCGGCCUGAGGACCUGCACCUGUCCCCUCAGCCUGAGGAAUUGCACCCGUCUUCCCAGCCUGAGGAACCUCAGCUGUCCCCCAUACCUAAGGAGCCCCACCUGUCCCCCCAGCCUGAAGAAACACACCUGUCCUCCCCUCAGCCUGAAGAGCCUCCUGAGGAGCCAGGCCAGUGCUCUGCACCUGAGGAAUUGCCCUUGUUCUCCCAAUCCAGGGAGCCACCCUUAUCCCCCUUGCUUGGAGAGCCGGCCCUGUCUGAGCCUGGGGAACCCCCCCUCUACCCUCUACCUGAAGAGCUGCCCUUGUCCCCAUCAGGAGAGCCAUCCUUGUCACCUCAGCUGAUGCCACCAGAUCCUCUUCCUCCUCCACUCUCACCCAUUAUCCCAGCUGCGGCCCCACCAGCCCUGUCUCCUUUGGGGGAGUUAGAGUACCCCUUCGGUGCCAAAGGGGACAGUGACCCUGAGUCGCCAUUGCCUGCCCCCAUCCUAGAGACACCUAUCAGCCCUCCACCAGAAGCUAACUGCACUGACCCUGAGCCUGUGCCCCCAAUGAUCUUUCCUCCAUCCCCAGGCUCCCCAAUGGCACCCACUUCUCCCAUCCUGAUGGAGGCCCUUCCUCCACCAUGUUCGCCGCUCCUUCAGCAUUCCCUGCAUCCCCCCAACUCCCCUCCUUCACAGUGUUCCCCUCCCGCUCUUCCACUGUCCAUUCCCUCCCCAUUGAGUCCCAUGGGGAAGGCAGUGGAGGUCUCAGAUGAGGUUGAGCCGAAUGAGAUGGAGACUGAAAAAGGUCCAGAACCUGAGUGCCCAGCCUUGGAACCCAGUGCCACCAGUCCUCUCCCCUCCCCCAUGGGGGACCUGUCCUGCCCUGCCCCUAGCCCUGCCCCAGCCCUGGAUGACUUUGCCAGUUUAGGGGAAGAUGUAGCCCCUCUGGAUGGGACUGAUGUCCCUGGUUCACAGUCAGAGGCUGGACAGACCCCUGGCAUUUUGGCUAAUGAACUUAAAGGUUCCCCUGUGCUCCUGGCCCCUGAGGAGCUGGCCCCUGUGACCCCUAUGGAGGUCUAUGGCCCAGAAUGCAAGCAGACAGGACAGGACUCAUCCUGUGAAGAGCAGGAGGAGUCCCGUGUACCAGUGGCUCCUACACCACCUACUCUCAUCAAAUCUGACAUUGUUAAUGAGAUCUCUAAUCUGAGCCAGGGCGAUGCCAGUGCCAGUUUUCCUGGCUCAGAACCCCUGCUAGGCUCUCCUGACCCUGAGGGUGGUGGCUCCCUGUCCAUGGAGCUGGGGAUAUCUACAGAUGUCAGUCCAGCCCGAGAUGAGGGCUCCCUGCGGCUAUGUACCGACUCGCUGCCAGAGACUGAUGACUCACUAUUGUGUGAUGCUGGGACGGCUAUUGGUGGAAGCAAAGCUGAGGGGGACAAGGGGCGGCGGCGCAGUUCCCCUGCCCGUUCCCGAAUCAAACAGGGGCGUAGCAGUAGUUUUCCAGGAAGACGGCGGCCUCGUGGAGGAGCUCAUGGAGGACGUGGGAGAGGACGGGCCCGGUUAAAAUCAACCACUUCUUCCAUUGAGACUCUGGUGGCUGAUAUCGAUAGUUCACCCAGCAAAGAGGAGGAGGAAGAAGAUGAUGACACCAUGCAAAAUACUGUGGUUCUUUUCUCCAACACAGACAAAUUUGUUCUAAUGCAGGAUAUGUGUGUGGUAUGUGGCAGCUUUGGCCGGGGGGCAGAGGGCCACCUCCUGGCCUGUUCACAGUGCUCUCAGUGCUAUCAUCCUUACUGUGUCAACAGCAAGAUCACCAAGGUGAUGCUGCUAAAGGGAUGGCGUUGUGUGGAGUGUAUCGUGUGUGAAGUGUGUGGCCAGGCCUCCGACCCUUCACGCCUGCUGCUUUGUGAUGACUGUGACAUUAGCUACCACACAUACUGCCUGGAUCCCCCACUGCUCACUGUGCCCAAGGGCGGCUGGAAGUGCAAGUGGUGUGUGUCUUGUAUGCAGUGUGGGGCCGCCUCCCCUGGCUUCCACUGUGAAUGGCAAAAUAGUUAUACACAUUGUGGGCCCUGCGCUAGCCUGGUGACCUGCCCUGUUUGUCAUGCUCCAUAUGUGGAAGAGGACCUGCUAAUUCAGUGCCGCCACUGUGAACGGUGGAUGCAUGCUGGCUGCGAGAGCCUCUUCACAGAGGAUGAUGUGGAACAGGCAGCUGAUGAGGGCUUUGACUGUGUCUCCUGCCAGCCCUAUGUGGUAAAGCCUAUAGUACCUGUUGCCCCACCAGAAUUGGUGCCUAUGAAGGUGAAAGAACCAGAGCCCCAGUACUUUCGCUUUGAGGGUGUGUGGCUGACAGAAACGGGCAUGGCUGUGCUGCGUAACCUGACCAUGUCACCACUGCAUAAGCGGCGCCAGCGGCGAGGGCGGCUUGGCCUUCCAGGAGAGGCAGGGCUGGAAGGUUCUGAACCCUCAGAUGCUCUUGGGCCUGAAGACAAGAAGGAUGGAGAACUGGACACUGAUGAGCUGCUCAAGAGCGAAGGUGGUGUGGAGCACAUGGAAUGUGAAAUUAAACUGGAGGGCCCCGCCAGCCCUGAUGUGGAGCCUGGCAAAGAGGAGACUGAAGAAAGCAAAAAACGCAAGCGCAAACCUUAUCGACCUGGCAUUGGUGGCUUUAUGGUGCGACAACGGAAAUCUCACACACGCGUGAAAAAGGGGCCUGCUGCACAGGCGGAGGUGUUGAGUGGGGAUGGGCAGCCCGACGAGGUGAUGCCUGCCGAUCUGCCUGCAGAGGGCUCUGCAGAACAGAGCCUUGCUGACGGGGAUGAGAAGAAGAAGCAGCAACGAAGAGGGCGCAAGAAGAGCAAACUAGAGGAUAUGUUCCCUGCUUACCUGCAGGAAGCCUUCUUUGGGAAAGAGUUGCUGGACCUGAGCCGGAAGGCCCUUUUUGCAGUUGGGGUAGGCCGACCAAAUUUGGGACUAGGAACUUCAAAACCCCGGGGAGAUGGAGGCUCAGACAGGAAGGAUCUCCCUACAUUGCAAAAAGGAGAUGAUGGUCCAGAUGCUGCAGAUGAAGAGUCACGUGGUCCUGAAGGCAUGGCUGAUACACCAGGACCUGAGGAUGGGGGUGUAAAGGCAUCCCCAGUACCCAGUGACCCUGAGAAGCCAGGCACCCCAGGUGAAGGGAUGCUUAGCUCUGACUUAGACAGGAUUCCUACAGAAGAGCUACCCAAGAUGGAGUCCAAGGACCUACAGCAGCUCUUUAAAGAUGUCCUGGGUUCUGAACGAGAGCAGCAUCUGGGUUGUGGAACUCCUGGCCUAGAAGGGAGCCGUACACCACUGCAGAGGCCCUUUCUCCAAGGUGGACUCCCUUUGGGCAAUCUAUCUUCCAGCAGCCCAAUGGAUUCCUAUCCAGGCCUCUGCCAGUCUCCCUUCCUGGAUUCUAGGGAGCGCGGGGGCUUCUUUAGCCCAGAACCCGGUGAGCCAGACAGCCCCUGGACAGGAUCAGGAGGCACCACACCUUCCACACCUACCACCCCUACCACAGAGGGUGAGGGCGAUGGGCUCUCCUAUAACCAGCGGAGUCUACAGCGUUGGGAGAAGGACGAGGAGUUGGGCCAGCUCUCCACCAUCUCGCCUGUGCUCUAUGCCAACAUUAACUUUCCUAAUCUCAAGCAAGAUUAUCCAGACUGGUCUAGCCGUUGCAAACAAAUCAUGAAGCUCUGGAGAAAAGUUCCAGCUGCUGACAAAGCCCCCUACCUGCAAAAGGCCAAAGAUAACCGAGCUGCUCAUCGCAUCAACAAGGUGCAGAAGCAGGCUGAGAGCCAGAUCAACAAGCAGACCAAGGUGGUUGACAUAGCCCGUAAGACUGAUCGACCGGCCCUCCAUCUCCGCAUCCCUCCCCAGCCAGGGGCACUGGGCAGUCCGCCCCCCGCUGCGGCCCCCACCAUUUUCAUUGGCAGCCCCACUACCCCCGCCAGCUUGUCUACCUCUGCGGAUGGGUUCUUGAAGCUGCCAGCGGGCACGGUGCCCGGCCCCGACUCACCUGGUGAGCUCUUCCUCAAGCUCCCGCCCCAGGUGCCUGCCCAAGUGCCUUCGCAGGACCCCUUUGGACUGGCCCCUGCCUACGCCCUGGAGCCCCGCUUUCCUGCAGCACCACCCACCUAUCCCCCUUAUCCAAGUCCAACUGGGGCUCCCACACAGCCCCCGAUGCUGGGUGCCUCAUCUCGCCCAGGGACUGGCCAGCCGGGGGAAUUCCACACCACCCCACCUGGCACCCCUCGACACCAGCCCUCUACACCUGACCCCUUCCUCAAACCCCGCUGCCCUUCACUGGACAACCUGGCUGUGCCUGAGAGCCCAGGGGGAGCAGGAGGCAAAACUUCCGAGCCCCUGCUCUCACCCCCACCUUUUGGGGAAUCCCGGAAGGCCCUAGAGGUGAAGAAGGAAGAGCUUGGGGCAUCCUCUCCUAACUAUGGGCCCCCAAACCUGGGCUUUGUUAAUUCACCCUCCUCAGGCCCCCACCUUGGUGGCCUGGAGUUAAAGGCACCUGAUGUCUUCAAAGCCCCCCUGACCCCUCGGGCAUCUCAGGUAGAGCCCCAGAGCCCAGGCCUAGGCCUACGGCCUCAGGAGCCACCCCCUGCCCAGGCUUUGGCCCCUUCUCCUCCCAACCACCCAGAGGUCUUUCGCCCUGGUCCCUACCCUGACCCCUAUGCUCAGCCCCCAUUGACCCCUCGGCCCCAACCCCCGCCUCCUGAGAGCUGCUGUGCCCUACCCCCUCGCUCAUUGCCUUCAGACCCUUUCUCCCGAGUGCCAGCUAGUCCUCAGUCCCAGUCCAGCUCCCAGUCACCACUGACCCCUCGUCCUUUGUCCACUGAGGCUUUCUGCCCGUCCCCUGUUACCCCUCGUUUCCAAUCCCCCGACCCUUAUUCUCGCCCACCCUCACGCCCUCAGUCCCGUGACCCAUUUGCCCCAUUGCAUAAGCCACCUCGGCCCCAGCCCCCUGAAGUUGCCUUUAAGGCUGGGCCUCUAGCCCACACUCCGCUGGGGGCUGGGGGCUUCCCAGCAGCCCUGCCCUCAGGACCAGCAGGUGAGCUCCAUGCCAAGGUUCCAACUGGGCAGCCCCCCAGUUUUGCCCGCUCUCCUGGGACAGGUGCAUUUGUGGGUACCCCCUCUCCUAUGCGUUUCACUUUUCCCCAGGCUGUAGGGGAUUCUUCCCUAAAGCCCCCUGUCCCUCAGCCUGGUCUCCCUCCACCCCAUGGGAUCAACAGCCAUUUUGGGCCUGGCCCCACCUUGGGCAAGCCUCAAAGCACAAACUAUACAGGAGCCACUGGGAACUUCCAUCAAUCGGGCAGCCCUCUGGGGCCCAACAGUGGGUCUUCAGGGGAGGGCUAUGGGCUGUCCCCACUACGCCCCACAUCUGUUCUACCACCACCUGCACCGGACGGAUCCCUCCCCUACCUGUCCCAUGGAGCCUCACAGCGGGCAGGCAUCACCUCUCCAGUUGAAAAGAGAGAAGACCCAGGGGCUGCAAUGAGUAGCUCUUUGGCAGUACCUGAACUCCCCAGUACCCAGGAUCCAGGCAUGUCCACCCUUAGUCAGACUGAGCUGGAGAAACAACGACAGCGCCAGCGAUUACGGGAGCUACUUAUUCGGCAGCAGAUCCAGCGCAAUACCCUGAGACAAGAGAAGGAAACAGCUGCAGCAGCUGCAGGUGCACUGGGGCCCUCGAGCAACUGGGGUGCUGAGCCCAGCAGCCCUGCCUUUGAGCAGCUGAGUCGAGGCCAGACCCCCUUCACUGGGACCCAGGACAAGAGCAACCUUGUGGGGUUACCCCCAGGCAAGCUAGGUGGCCCUGUCAUGGGAUCAGGGGCCUUCCCCAGCGAUGAUCGUCUCUCCCGGCCACCUCCAUCCGCGACACCUUCCACUAUGGAUAUGAACAGCAGGCAACUGGUAGGAGGCUCUCAGGCCUUCUAUCAGCGCACGCCCUAUCCUGGGUCCCUGCCCUUACAGCAGCAACAGCAGCAGCAGCAGCAGCAACAAUUGUGGCAGCAACAGCAGCAGCAGCAACAGCAGCAGCAACAACAACAACAACAAGCAACAACAGCAACCUCUAUGCGACUUGCUAUGUCUACUCGCUUUCCAUCAACUCCUGGACCUGAACUUGGCCGCCAAGCACUAGGCUCUCCCAUGGCAGGAAUUCCUGCUCGCCUGCCAGGCCCUGCCGAGCCAGUUCCUGGUCCUGCUGGUCCUGCCCAAUUCAUUGAGUUACGACACAAUGUACAGAAAGGACUAGGACCUGGGGGGUCUCCAUUUCCAGGUCAGGGUCCCCCUCAGAGGCCUCGUUUUUACCCUGUAAGUGAGGACCCUCAUCGACUGGCUUCUGAAGGGCUUCGUGGCCUGGCAGUAACAGGCCUUCCCCCACAAAAACCCUCGGCCCCACUGGCUCCUGAAUUGAACAACAACCUCCAUGCAACCCCACACACCAAGGGUCCUGCCAUGCCAGCUGGCUUAGAGCUGGUCAGUCGGCCCCCAUCAAGUGCUGAGCUUGGCCGCCCCCCUCCUCUGACCUUGGAGACUGGGAAAUUGCCCUGUGAAGAUCCUGAGCUGGAUGAUGACUUUGAUGCUCACAAGGCUCUAGAGGAUGAUGAAGAGCUCGCUCACCUAGGCCUGGGUGUGGAUGUAGCCAAGGGUGAUGAUGAAUUGGGUACCCUGGAAAACCUGGAGACUAAUGAUCCCCACCUGGAUGACCUGCUCAAUGGAGAUGAGUUUGACCUACUGGCAUAUACCGACCCUGAGCUAGACACUGGGGACAAGAAGGACAUCUUCAAUGAGCACCUAAGGCUGGUAGAGUCAGCAAAUGAGAAGGCUGAGAGAGAGGCUCUGCUUCGGGGCGUAGAGCCAGGACCUUUGGGCCCCGAGGAUCGCCCACCCCCUGCCACUGAUAACACAGAGUCCCGCCUGGCAUCUGUGCUCCCUGAGGUGAAGCCCAAGGUAGAGGAGGGUGGACGUCAUCCUUCCCCUUGCCAAUUCACCAUUACCACCCCCAAGGUCGAGCCAGCAUCUGCUACUUCUCUUGGCCUGGGGCUGAAGCCAGGACAGAGUGUGAUGGGGAGCCGGGAUACCCGGAUGGGCACAGGGCCAUUUUCCAGCAGUGGGCACACAGCUGAGAAAGGUCCCUUUGGGGCCACAGGAGGCCCACCAGCUCACCUGCUAACUCCCAGCCCACUUAGUGGCCCAGGAGGAUCCUCUCUUCUGGAGAAGUUUGAGCUGGAUACUGGGGGCCUGACUUUGCCUGGUGGGCAGACAACAUCUGGGGAUGAAUUGGACAAGAUGGAGAGCUCACUGGUAGCCAGUGAGUUGCCCCUGCUCAUUGAGGACCUGUUGGAGCAUGAGAAGAAGGAGUUGCAAAAGAAGCAGCAACUUUCAGCACAGCUACAGCCUGCCCAACAGCAACAGCAGCAGCAACAACAUUCCCUGAUGUCCACACCAGGUCCUGCCCAGACCAUGCCUUUGCCACAUGAGGGCUCUUCUCCCAGCUUGGCUGGGCCUCAGCAGCAGCUUGCCCUGAGUCUUGGAAGUUCCCGACAACAAGGAUUGAGCCAGCCAUUGAUGCCAGCACAGGCGCCACCUCAUGCCCUCCAGCAGCGGCUGGCUCCAUCCAUGGCCAUGGUGUCUAACCAAGGGCAUAUGCUAAGUGCACAGCAUGGGGGGCAGACAGGCUUGGUGCCUCAGCAGAGCCAACAGCCAAUGCUACCACAGAAGCCCCUGGGCACCAUGCCACCUUCCAUGUGCAUGAAGCCCCAGCAGCAAGCCAUGCAGCAGCAGCUGGCAAACAGCUUCUUUCCAGAUACAGAUCUGGACAAAUUUGCUGCAGAAGAUAUCAUUGAUCCUAUUGCAAAGGCCAAGAUGGUAGCUUUGAAAGGCAUCAAGAAAGUGAUGGCUCAGGGCAGCAUUGGAGUGGCACCUGGCAUGAACAGGCAGCAAGUGUCACUGCUAGCUCAGAGGCUUUCUGGGGGAUCCAGCAGUGAUCUGCAGAACCAUGUGACUCCUGGAAGUGGGCAAGAGCGGAAUGCCAGUGAUCCCUCCCAGCCUCGUCCUAAUCCACCUACUUUUGCCCAGGGAGUGAUCAAUGAGGCUGACCAGCGGCAGUAUGAAGAGUGGUUGUUCCACACCCAGCAACUUCUACAGAUGCAGCUGAAGGUGCUAGAGGAGCAGAUUGGUGUGCACCGUAAGUCCCGGAAGGCUCUGUGUGCCAAGCAGCGCACUGCCAAAAAGGCUGGUCGUGAGUUCCCUGAAGCUGAUGCUGAGAAGCUAAAGUUGGUUACAGAGCAGCAGAGCAAGAUCCAGAAACAACUUGAUCAGGUCCGGAAACAGCAAAAGGAGCACACUAACCUUAUGGCAGAAUAUCGAAACAAACAGCAGCAGCAACAGCAGCAGCAACAGCAGCAGCAUUCGGCCGUACUGGCUCUCAGCCCUUCUCAGAGUCCACGGCUACUCUCAAAACUCCCUGGCCAGCUACUUCCUAGCCAUGGGUUGCAACCACCACAGGGGCCCCCAGGUGGGCAAGCCGGAGGUCUUCGCCUGCCCCCUGGGGGUAUGGUCCUACCUGGACAGCCUACUGGCCCCUUCCUCAACACAGCCCUCGCCCAACAGCAGCAACAGCAGCAUUCUGGUGGGGCUGGAUCAUUGGUUGGCCCCUCAGGGGGCUUCUUCCCUGGUAAUCUUGCUCUCCGCAACCUGGGACCUGACUCAAGGCUCUUACAGGAAAGGCAGCUACAGCUACAGCAACAGCGUAUGCAGUUGGCCCAGAAACUGCAGCAGCAGCAGCAACAGCAACAACAUCUCCUAGGACAGGUGGCAAUGCAGCAACAGCAGCAGGGUUCUGGAGUACAGGCUAACCAGGGCCUAGGUCCCAAGCCCCAAGGGCUUCUGCCUCCCAGCAGUCACCAGGGCCUGCUAGUCCAGCAGCUGUCCCCCCAACAACCUCAGGGUUCCCAGGGCAUGCUAGGCCCUGGCCAGGUGGCAGUGUUGCAGCAGCAGCAGCAGCAACACCCUGGAGCUUUGGGUCCUCAGGGCCCUCACAGACAGGUGCUUAUGGCGCAGUCCCGGGUACUGAGUUCCCCUCAGCUAGCACAGCAGGGUCAUGGCCUUAUGGGACACCGGCUGGCUACAGGCCAACAGCAGCAGCAACACCAACAUCAACAGCAGGGAUCCAUGGUGGGGCUUUCUCAUCUUCAGCAAGGCCUGAUGUCACACAGUGGACAGCCCAAACCAAAUGCUCAGCCUCUGGGCUCCUUGCAGCAGCAGCAGCAGCAGCUCCAACAACAGCAGCAGCUUCAGCAGCAGCAGCUCCAACAGCAGCAACAGCAGCAGCAGCUCCAACAGCAGCAACAGCAGCAGCAGCUCCAACAGCAACAGCAAUUCCAACAGCAGCAGCUUCAACAACAGCAGCUUCAGCAGCAGCAAUUUCAACAGCAGCAACAGCAGCAGCAGUUUCAACAGCAGCAACAGCAGCAGCAGCCAUUGCAACAGCAACAACAGCAGCAGCCAUUUCAACAGCAACAACAGCAGCAGCAGCAGCCAUUUCAACAGCAACAACAGCAGCAGCAACAGCAGAUGGGCCUCUUGAACCCGAGUCGAACUUUAUUGUCUCCUCAGCAGCAGCAGCAGCAGCAGCAGCAGCCACCGCCGCCACACCCACAGCAGGUGACCCUUGGUCCUGGCAUGCCAGCUAAGCCUCUUCAACACUUUUCUAGCUCUGGAGCCCUAGGCCCAACUAUCUUGACGGGCAAGGAACAAAACACUGUAGAGACGGCUCUUCCUUCAGAGGUCGCGGAAGGGCCCUCACCACAUCAGGGAGGAUCAUUAGCAAUGGGGACUCUACCUGAGCCAAUGGCUGUUGAACCAGGGGAAGUAAAGCCCUCCCUCUCUGGGGAUUCACAACUCCUGCUGGUCCAACCCCAGGGCCAGCCUCAACCCAACUCUGUGCAGGUGCAGCCACCUUUGAGGCUCCCAGGACAACCGCAGCAGCAAGUUAACUUGCUCCACACAGCAGGUGUAGGAAGCCAUGGGCAGCAGAUGGGCAGCGGAUCAUCAUCUGAGGCCUCAUCUGUGCCCCACCUGCUGGCUCAACCCUCUGUUUCCUUAGUGGAGCAGACUGGGUCAGUGGCCCAGAACCUUCUGGGCCCUCAGCAGCCCCUUGGGCUAGAGCGACCCAUGCAGAAUAAUCCAGGGCCACAGCCUCCUAAACCAGGACCUGUCCCCCAUUCUGGGCAGAGUCUGCCUGGGGUUGGAGUCAUGCCUACAGUGGGUCAGCUUCGAGCGCAGCUCCAAGGAGUUCUGGCCAAAAAUCCACAGUUGCGGCAUUUGAGUCCUCAGCAGCAGCAGCAGCUACAGGCACUUCUGAUGCAGCGGCAGCUGCAGCAGAGUCAGACAGUACGCCAGGCUCCACCCUUUCAGGAGCCUAGUACCCAGCCAUCUCCUCUUCAGGGCCUCUUGGGCUGCCAACCUCAAUCUGGGGGCUUCCCUGGAUCUCAGACAGGUCCUCUCCAGGAGCCAGGGGCAGGGCCUCGACCUCAGGGCCCAUCCCGGCUCUCUGUCCCACAAGGAGCCUUAUCCACAGGACCAGUCCUUGGUCCUGUCCAUCCCACACCUCCACCAUCCAGCCCCCAAGAGCCAAAGAGACCUUCUUCACAAUUACCUUCCCCCAGUUCCCAGCUCACCCCCAAUCAUCCAGGGACUCCAAAGCCCCAAGGACCAACCUUGGAGUUGCCCUCUGGGCGGGUCUCACCUGCUGCUGCCCAGCUUGCUGAUACCUUCUUUGGCAAGGGAUUGGGACCCUGGGACCCCCCAGAAAACCUAGCAGAAGCCCAGAAGCCAGAGCAGAGCAGCCUGGUACCUGGGCAUCUGGAGCAGGUGAAUGGACAGGUGGUGCCAGAGGCACCCCAACUCAGCAUCAAGCAAGAACCUCGGGAAGAGCCAUGUGCCCUGGGAUCCCAGGCAGUGAAGAGGGAGGCCAAUGGGGAGCCACUAGGGACACCAGGUACCAGCAACCACCUCCUGCUGGCAGGCACCCGCUCAGAGGCUGGGCAUCUGCUCUUGCAGAAGCUUCUUCGGGCAAAGAAUGUGCAACUCAGUGCUGGGCGGGGGCCUGAGGGACUGCGAGCUGAGAUCAACGGGCACAUUGACAGCAAGCUGGCAGGGCUGGAGCAGAAACUACAGGGUACCUCCAGCAACAAGGAGGAUGCAGCAGCGAGGAAGCCAUUGACACCGAAGCCCAAGCGGGUACAGAAGGCAAGCGACAGGUUGGUGAGCUCCAGAAAGAAGCUGCGGAAGGAGGACGGGGUCAGGUCCAACGAAGCCUUGCUGAAGCAGCUGAAACAGGAACUCUCUCUGCUGCCCCUGACGGAACCUACCAUCACUGCCAAUUUUAGCCUCUUUGCUCCCUUUGGUAGUGGCUGCCCAAUCAGUGGGCAGAGCCAGCUAAGGGGAGCCUUUGGAAGUGGGGCACUGGCUGCCAGCUCUGACUACUAUUCCCAGCUGCUCACCAAGAAUAACCUGAGUAACCCGCCGACACCACCCUCGUCGCUGCCCCCCACCCCACCCCCAUCGGUGCAGCAGAAGAUGGUGAACGGUAUCACUCCUUCUGAAGAGCUGGGGGAGCACCCCAAGGACGCGGCCUCUGCCCGAGACACAGAAGGAGCACUGAGGGAUGCUUCAGAGGUGAAGAGUCUAGACUUGCUGGCCGCUUUGCCUACACCCCCUCACAACCAGACGGAGGAUGUCAGGAUGGAGAGUGAUGAGGACAGUGAUUCUCCUGAUAGCAUUGUGCCGGCUUCAUCCCCCGAGAGCAUCCUGGGGGAGGAAGCCUCUCGUUUUCCACAGCUGGGCUCACGCCAGUGGGAGCAGGACAACCGUGCUCUUUCACCCGUCAUCCCCAUCAUUCCUCGGGCCAGCAUCCCAGUCUUCCCAGAUACCAAACCUUACGGGGCCCUCGACCUGGAGGUCCUUGGAAAGCUACCUGCCACAGCCUGGGAGAAGGGCAAAGGAAGUGAGGUGUCAGUCAUGCUGACAGUGUCUGCGGCUGCAGCCAAGAACCUGAAUGGUGUGAUGGUAGCAGUGGCAGAGCUACUAAGUAUGAAGAUUCCCAACUCCUACGAGGUGCUGUUUCCAGACAGCCCUGCUCGAGCAGGCAUUGAGCCUAAAAAGGGGGAAGCUGAGGGUCCUGGUGGGAAAGAAAAGGGUUUGAGUGGGAAGAGCUCAGACACUGGCCCUGAUUGGCUGAAGCAGUUUGAUGCAGUGUUGCCUGGUUACACCCUUAAGAGCCAGCUAGACAUCUUGAACCUCCUCAAACUGGAGAGCCCUGCCCCAGAGCCAUCCAUCCAGCACAGCUACACCUACAACGUCUCCAAUCUGGAUGUGCGACAGCUAUCUGCUCCACCUCCUGAAGAACCCUCCCCACCUCCAUCCCCCUUGGCACCCUCUCCUGCUAGCCCCCCUGCUGAUCCCCUUGUUGAACUUCAGGCUGAACCCUCUACUGAGCCACCAAUCCCCUCACCCCUGCCACUGGCCUCAUCCCCUGAAUCAACCCGGUCCAAGCCCCGAGCCCGGCCCUCUGAUGAAGGUGAAGAUUCCCAUCCCCCUCGCCUCAAGAAGUGGAAAGGGGUACGCUGGAAGCGACUGCGGCUCCUGCUGACCAUCCAGAAGAGCAGUGGGCGUCAAGAGGAUGAGCGAGAGGUGGCAGAGUUUAUGGAGCAGCUUGGCACAGCCUUGCGACCUGACAAGGUGCCUCGAGACAUGCGGCGCUGUUGCUUCUGUCAUGAAGAGGGGGACGGGGCCACAGAUGGGCCCGCCCGCCUACUCAACCUGGACCUAGACCUAUGGGUGCACCUCAACUGUGCUCUGUGGUCCACAGAGGUGUAUGAGACUCAGGGUGGGGCAUUGAUGAAUGUGGAGGUUGCCCUGCACCGAGGGCUGCUAACCAAGUGCUCUCUGUGCCAGCGAACUGGUGCCACCAGCAGCUGCAAUCGCAUGCGUUGCCCCAAUGUCUACCAUUUUGCCUGUGCCAUCCGCGCCAAGUGCAUGUUCUUCAAGGACAAGACCAUGUUGUGUCCAAUGCAUAAGAUCAAGGGGCCCUGUGAGCAGGAGCUGAGCUCGUUUGCAGUCUUCCGGCGGGUCUACAUUGAGCGAGAUGAAGUAAAGCAAAUUGCCAGCAUCAUCCAGAGGGGAGAAAGACUGCACAUGUUCCGUGUGGGGGGUCUUGUGUUCCAUGCCAUUGGACAGCUGCUCCCUCACCAGAUGGCCGACUUCCACAGUGCCACUGCCCUCUAUCCUGUGGGUUAUGAGGCUACACGGAUCUACUGGAGCCUCCGUACUAAUAAUCGCCGCUGCUGCUACCGCUGCUCCAUCAGUGAGAAUAAUGGCCGGCCAGAGUUUAUAAUCAAAGUCAUGGAGCAGGGUCUGGAGGACAUAGUCUUCAUUGAUGCUUCUCCCCAAGCUGUGUGGAAUCGCAUUAUUGAACCUGUGGCUGCCAUGAGAAAAGAGGCUGACAUGCUGAGGCUCUUCCCUGAGUACCUAAAAGGAGAGGAGCUCUUUGGGCUGACGGUGCAUGCUGUGCUUCGUAUAGCUGAAUCACUGCCUGGGGUGGAGAGCUGUCAAAACUAUUUGUUCCGCUAUGGGCGCCACCCCCUGAUGGAGCUGCCACUCAUGAUCAACCCCACUGGCUGUGCCCGAUCGGAGCCUAAGAUCCUCACACACUACAAACGGCCCCAUACCUUGAACAGCACCAGCAUGUCUAAGGCAUAUCAGAGCACCUUCACAGGCGAGACCAACACCCCAUACAGCAAGCAGUUCGUGCACUCCAAGUCAUCUCAGUACCGGCGCCUGCGCACGGAGUGGAAGAACAAUGUUUAUCUGGCGCGGUCCCGUAUCCAGGGCCUGGGCCUCUAUGCAGCCAAGGACCUAGAAAAGCACACAAUGGUCAUCGAGUAUAUUGGUACCAUUAUUCGAAAUGAGGUGGCCAACCGACGGGAGAAAAUCUAUGAGGAGCAGAAUCGAGGCAUCUACAUGUUCCGAAUAAACAAUGAACAUGUGAUUGAUGCUACGUUGACUGGAGGCCCUGCCAGGUACAUUAACCAUUCCUGUGCCCCUAACUGUGUGGCUGAAGUCGUAACAUUUGACAAGGAAGACAAAAUCAUCAUCAUCUCCAGCCGGCGAAUCCCCAAAGGAGAGGAGCUGACCUAUGACUAUCAGUUUGAUUUUGAGGACGAUCAGCACAAGAUUCCCUGUCACUGUGGAGCCUGGAAUUGUAGGAAAUGGAUGAACUAAGAAGCUUUGAGGCUACCAGGCAGGGGAGUCCUACCCUCCAACCUCUUUCCCGCCAGGGACGAAGGGGAAGAGAGGUAGCAGCCAGAGCCAGGACCCAGGGCUGGCGCUGCCAGCUGACUGGAGCCCCUGAAGCAGGAGGCUGGGGCAGAGGGCCCUAGGCCAAACCCACCCUGGGCACCAGGGACAACCCUCUUCCCCACCACCGGCCCUCAGGCUGGCAUCUCUGCCCCCAGCUCCAAGAGGGGCUAGAUAGAAGCAGCCAUGGGCAUCUCAGGUUUGAGGGGGAUAUGGGCCGGGAACUACCCAGAAGCAUCUGGGAGGCAGCAGGGAGGGGGGAAGAGGAUGUGUGGCCAGGCCUCACAGCCCUGCUGCUCCCACUGACCUCUCUGGCCCAACUCAAGGCUGCAAAGAGACUUGACUAAGCUUGACAAUCCCAAAGGCCGGGUCCCAUACCUGGCCCUGCCUGCCGGGUCCUGCCCCCACCCACCCUCACCCCCAUCCCCUUCCCUCUCUAUCUGUCUCUGUCUCCCUCUUCUCCUCUGUGUUUCUGUCUCUCUAUGGGUUGUGUUUCCUUGUUUUCCACUCUGACAAAUGCAACAUGAACGGGAAAGAGGCAUCCAGCUGCCCAGGAGGGCGAGCUGGGCAAGCCGGGCAAGGAGACCCCGCACCCACACCUACCUCAUUUAAGUGUUGGAUUUUUUGCUGUUUUGAAAUGUGAGACCCUCUCCAAGCCCCCUACUGCCCCAACCCUCUCCCCCACCUCACUGCCCUCUUCUGAGUGGGUGGAAGGGGGGGUAGGAGGAGGAAGAAAAAAACAACAACAAAAAAUCCAUCUUUGUUUUUAAUUCUGGGCAUGGGAUGGUGGUUGAGGCAAAUGGUGAUGAAGAUUGGGGAUGACUGGCCCCUAGUUGCUCUAGGACUUCCUUCUCCAUCUGGACAUGGGGGCAGGAGCGGUGUGCUAAACCUAGGACCAGGACAUUUCCCCGCUGUUUUCCCAACCUCAUCAUGAGCCCAUUUGCCCUCCAGCCCCUGGAUGGGGUCAGUGGGGGGUAGGGUGAGGGCUAUCCCUGAGUGGCAUGCCCAUACCUAGUGAGGCAGGGUGUGGCCUGGAGCUCCCACUUUCCCUCAGUCACCAAACUGCUGCUGGUCUGGUGGGAAGGGGUGGUGAUGUGGGGGUGGGGAGCUUAGUGUCAGCGCGGGGAGGGUGGGGGGUAUUUAUCUAUUUAUACAUGGGAUUGUACAUAGUCUUGUGGGGCAUGGGGGAGCCGGCUGGAGGUGAGAACCCUCCCCUCUCCCCUCACCCCCGGGGAGAGCAAAUGUAAAACUACUAAUUUUUGUGCUUUAUAUAUUCUAUAUAAAUAUAUCUAUUUUCUUUUUACAAAACCAGUUUAUAAAUGGUAGGGGGGUGUGGGGCGGACAAAUGGAGCUCCCCUUGUGGGGGAGCCCCCUCCAUUACCCAACCUACCGCCCUUUUUCUCACCCCCCCCACUCCCCACCCCCCUGGCUGUGACUGCUGUAAGGUGGGGGUAUAGAGAGAGGCUGGGUGAUUUCUACCCUGUUGUAUAGUUGGACUAUGUUAUAACGCACAAAAGUGAGCUGGCCCCAGGGGGAGCCAGAGUGUGAUGGGUUCCCUGCCUCCCUUUCCUUCCCCUUUCUGCCCAAGCUUGUGCUGCAGUUGAACCUCUUCCUGGGGGUGUGGGUAGGUAGAGGAUGGGUAAGGCCCCUGUCCCCUCUCUGGUAGGGAGCCAUAGGAUGAUGGUGAAGCUUAUAUGCAGUUCUCUCCUGGGGGCUGGGGGCGAAGGGCAUUUUGUAAUUAAUAUUUUCAAGAAUCAGACGUCGGGAGUGUAGGGGUGGGCUUGGUGGUGGCAGAUGGGCUGGCCUGCUGGAGGGGAAGCAUGGUCGCUGUUGUGAUUUUAGGUUUGUUUUUGUUUUGUUUUGAAUUGCGGGGUUGUGGAUUGAUGGGGGUAGGGAGAUUUCUUUCUUCUUUUCUUUUUUUUUUUUAAGUUGCUUCAACUAUUUCAAGCUGCAAAUGUUUAAGAGAGUAACCCCCCACACACACACUCCCACAGGAAUCACUGCAAUUAGAUCAGACAGUGGGGAGGAUGGGCUGCUGCCCCCCAAAGCCACAGCAGAAAGGUGGAGGCUACUGGGAAGGAGAUAAUGCUCUGGGAAGUCAGGCUGUGGUUGGUUGGGGCUUGGGCCCUGGGAUUAGGAAAAGGAGACAGGGCAGACUUUGUAAGCAUAUGCUAGGUAUCCCAUAGUCCUGUAGAAUUUAGUGAACUCUUAUACAGUUUUUAAUUUUUAUAUAAACUAUAACUCAGACCCAAGCUACAAGGUUGGAAUUUUGGUUGUUGGUUGUUUUUUUUUGUUUUGUUUUUUUGGGUUUUUUUUUUAAGAACCCUGCCUGUAUAAUUGCAUCAGACUCCCCCCCCCCCCCCGUGUUUGUAUUUUGGGUUGGUUUACACUUGCACAUACUCAAUUUUUCAGUUUCUCCCCCUUACCGUCAUCUACCCUCACCUCCAGGACCCUGCCCCUUUUUAAAAAAAAAAAAAAUAAAUCGCUGACAAGUGUGAAUCCCGUGAAGACUUUAUUUUGUGGUGUGUGUAUCCUGUACAGCAAGGUUGGUCCUUCGUAACAACGGAUGAAAUGGUUCCCUUUUUUAAAGCGCCCUCUCUCCCUCCGCCCCCAGCGGCCCCACCCCCACCCCGCCCUCGGCAUGUUUUGUAUCAGCGAUCAUUCUGAACUGUACAUAAUUUAUGUUGCGAGAGGCAAAGGGCAAGUUUUGGAUUUUGCUUCUUACAAGUUUGUUUUUAAACGACAAAUAAAAAAAGAACAUUUUAAAUACAAGCGGCUCCGUCCCGUGACCCUCGCCGGCAG
Molecule: messenger RNA, 19780 nt
Organism: Dipodomys ordii (Ord's kangaroo rat)
Lineage: Eukaryota; Metazoa; Chordata; Mammalia; Rodentia; Heteromyidae
Gene: Kmt2d
Product: lysine (K)-specific methyltransferase 2D
Exons: 57
Coding region: 188-16903 (5571 amino acids)
Biological process (GO): positive regulation of transcription by RNA polymerase II
Cellular component (GO): nucleus; MLL3/4 complex
Molecular function (GO): histone H3K4 methyltransferase activity; transcription coactivator activity; histone binding
Source: RefSeq, a predicted model, not a curated record